UGCGCAGAAUAAGAAACCAACUUUUCACCCACCCAAUCAAUCCUCCCCUUUGCUCCUAAUAUACUUGUCCUCCAUCCCAUGCCACCUCUCCUCAAACUCACUUUCCUCAUCUCCUCCUCUCUCCCCCACCGCCACAAUUCUCUCCUCCGUCGCUCCGCCGCCCCUCUCUCCUCGCCGCCGCCCUCUCUCCGCCGGAUUCUCAAAUCUCUCCCAAUCUCUCCCACUCUCUCCCGCCCCCAAUCACAAUCAUUCAAUUUACAUUCAAUUACUUGUAACCGAGAGAGAGAGGGAGCGAGGUUUGUCUUUCUGGCUCGCUUUUCGAGACGAGGAUUAGGAGGAGGAAGAGGAGGUAGUGGUGGUUCGGGUCUGUUUGCUGAAAUGGGAUCCGAAACCAAUAAUGUUAAUCACGGAGAUGAUAAUGAUAAUCAUCAUUUUUUAAAUAGUUAUGAUAAUAAUAAAAAUUCAUCGGUUUCGUCUUCUUUGCUUAAGCAGAAUGUUCAUAAUUAUAAUUGUGAUAAUGAUGAUCGGUGCAAUGAGCUAGCUGAGUCGCCGUCAAAGCAGCCGCGCCAUCAAUCUACUAAAUUACUUACAUUGCCUACUAUUUUAACAAUUGGCCGUGUUGCUGCUGUUCCGCUUAUUGUUUGCACCUUUUAUAUGGAUACCUGGUGGGGAACAACAGCUACAACAAGUAUCUUCAUUGCUGCAGCUAUUACUGAUUGGCUUGAUGGGUACCUUGCUCGAAAGAUGAAGCUAGGAAGUGCAUUUGGGGCUUUCUUGGAUCCAGUAGCAGAUAAGCUUAUGGUUGCUGCUACGCUUGUUCUGCUGUGUGCAAAACCUCCAGAAGUUGCUCUCUUUGAACAAUUUCCAUGGUUAUUGACAAUACCAUCAAUUGCAAUAAUUGGGAGAGAGAUUACAAUGUCAGCAGUCAGAGAGUGGGCCGCUUCUCAGAGUGGUAACCUCUCUGAGGCUGUAGCUGUAAAUAAUUUGGGGAAGUGGAAAACAGCCACACAAAUGAUAGCAUUAACUAUUCUCUUGGCAAUUAGAGACAGCAGCCUAGCAGGACCAGGAGUACUUGUAACUUCAGGUGUCACUUUGCUUUAUAUUUCAGCAUGGUUAGCUGUAUGGUCUUUAGUUGUGUACAUGAAGAAAAUUUGGAAAGUAUUGCUAAAGUAGUGACAUUGAUUAUCUACACCCCACGUCGUCUGGAAGAGUGUAUCAGCUAUUAGAGUUUCAGUCAUACGAUCCCCGCAUAUGAGCACUGGGAUAUCUGUAUACAGGUGAAAGAAAGGAGUUCGCUUAGUUGAGAUUCAUACAGUUUAUAUUCAUUCAACCAACAAAUUUAUAUUAUUGAAGUGGUUAUCUUCCAUGUUUAUGGUUUACUCACUGUUCGGAAGUGUGCUUAUACUGGAGGUUGAUGUAAUACAAAUACAACUAUACUCUUAUACCUUUCCUUGUGUUGGUUCAAUGAUAAUAGGCAUUUUAUGUGCAGGA
Messenger RNA from Daucus carota subsp. sativus, 1491 nucleotides. RefSeq names its product CDP-diacylglycerol--glycerol-3-phosphate 3-phosphatidyltransferase 2. Gene Ontology annotation, cellular component: mitochondrion; chloroplast envelope; membrane. Gene Ontology annotation, biological process: glycerophospholipid biosynthetic process. NCBI's taxonomy places the organism in Eukaryota, Viridiplantae, Streptophyta, Magnoliopsida, Apiales, Apiaceae. The record is from RefSeq and is a predicted model, not a curated record. Bases 79 to 1173 code for a protein of 364 amino acids. The transcript has 7 exons. Gene Ontology annotation, molecular function: CDP-diacylglycerol-glycerol-3-phosphate 3-phosphatidyltransferase activity.